CAGAAUUAGGAACAUCACAAACCGAGGAGACCCCUGUAUCAGAAUACAAAAUGGACCGGAGGUCAAGGGGGCUGUGUAUGAUCAUCAACAACGUCGACUUUGAGGGAUCACACGAACCCCGCCUAGGAAGUGAUACAGACACAGGUAAAUUGGAGCGUCUGUUCAACAAACUUCAUUUCCAGGUGGAAGUCGAGAAGAAUCUUACAGCCAGUGACAUGCUUGAUUGGUUCAAAAGAGUCAGUCUGCGUAAUCACAGUGACUAUGACUGUUUUGCAUGUUGUAUCAUGACACAUGGGACAUUGGGUACAGUCUCCGGCACAGAUAACACGCCUCUGCAAAUACAACAGAUCCUGGGACUUUUCACAGGAACUUCAUGUCGGAGUCUUAUUGGCAAGCCAAAACUGUUUUUCAUACAGGCUUGUCAAGGCAGUAGCCAUCAAGAAGGAGUACAAGAAAUGGAUACUGAUGCUUUUCUGGUUGGAUUAGGAGCUGGCCUACCCGAAACACUACCUAAUGAAGCUGACUUUCUGCUGAGCUACUCCACGGUACCAGGAUAUGUCUCAUACCGUGAUCCAACACAAGGAAGUUGGUAUGUCAAUGCGUUAGUAGAUGAGAUGUCCAAGUCUCACAAUACUACUCAUAUUCUGGACAUCUUAACUAGCGUGAACAGCAAAGUGUCCGAUCUGAAUGCCCAAACCAUGAAACAGGUGCCAGCACCCUGCUAUACAUUAACUAAGGCUGUGUAUCUGCGUAGUCUGGUUCAGUAAAUCCAUCCUUUUAUCUGUAAGUUCAUAACAAGGAAGAGAUAAAAAGAAAACUGUGACACAACACAGACAAUUAAAUCAGUACCUUAUUCUCGUUUUUGGCUCUAGGGGACACGAUGGUUAUUUUCUUUUCUUGAAAAAGAAUUCACACACAGACUCACUUAAUGAGCACUGUGCUUGCCAGGGUCCAAUGGCCAGCUCAAAUCUAAUAUUACAGCAGGUACCGUAACAAAGGACUUCUGGUGGAGUUCUGCAUUUGGGAGACGCACAGUGUAAUAAUAGGUUUUACCUGAGUUGCAACCAUCGGUGAAUGAAAAACCGAAAAAGUAGUACAUUUAUAAACAUGCAUGAAUAUCUGUUUCCCAUAUAAUAUGAUAAUGUUGUAAUGGAUGGCAACUUAAGUACUGUACAGUGAAAUUUUGAUAAGUCCAACCUCAAGGCGACCGGUUCAAAAUUAGACUUAAGCAGAGUUUUGAGUUAAGAAGGGUUGUAUAUCAUUGUUAUACUACUAAAGGAAAUAGAUCCUUUGUUUGACUAAACAAUUGUUUUGCGUUAUCAGAGUUUGACUUAUUGAGAUUUCAACCAGUGCUGUUUAUCAUUAAAACUAAUCUUACAGUACGCCAACACCACGUUUGAUGAAGCUAUCGAUCACGACAAUUUAUCCAGGCCUAUAUUGUUUUAUUAAAAAUUAGAAUUUUUUUUCAUGAGGCCAGCAUGUAAUGGUUGGUUCUCUAGGUUGGCUUGUAUAUAACAAGCUUUAAAUUGAUCAGUUUCUGCUGGCUUGAUCUGUUGACGUCUCUCAUUUUAUACUUUAGCAGUAUUUUGUGAGUGUUUUGUCUUAUUUCAUGCAUAUUUUGCCUGUCAAAAUCCUAAUUUUAAUACUUUUGAACAAGUAAGACACAUACGAUUUUGUAAACAGCUGAAAUCUAUCAAUGUCUUGAUUAAUCACAUUAAUUUGAUAGCACAACAUUAAGCUGAUAGCACACUUCGUAGGUACAAAGAGUACUUUGAAAGCACAUUUUAAAGAAAAGAGUAAGGACUUAAGUAUUUCACCUUGUAUAGGUUAGUUUGUAUUUUUGUCUCCCUAAUAACAAUGACGAGACUGGCAAUCGGACAAUAGACUACAUAGUUCAUCAGCGAUCGCGAGGGGGGGGGGGGCUGUCAUUAUUAAUUUCCCUUUUUCCCUGCAAUUUUACUUGUAUUUUAUGUUUGUGUAGAGAGCCUGUUCAGUCAACCUUGUAUGCAGUCGGUCUCUUGACCGCAGCAUAGUUAACCAAUUCCCAGGUGAAUGAAUACAGUCUUUGGCUUUAUAUUCUUCCAUCCAGCGUAUCUAAAGGUUUUCCAGUGGGGUCAUAGUUAGUCAAAUUAGAUCUUGAGUUGUAAUAGGGACUUUAGGACUUACGUGAGCCACAUGCAAUGUAGAGGAGAUAACAAUGUAUAUGCUUUUUGAUUCCUGGUAUGUUUUAAACUUAGGUGUGGUCCCAUAUGCCGGCCAGAACACUCAUUAGACGCCACAGGUGUUUGACCUGACAGGUCUUUCAGUUUUGCGAUUAGAGAUAUUUUGAAUUCGUGUUUUUGAACCAGUUUGGCACCUUUUUUGCCGAAGAUUAUGCUGUGUGCACUUUGACGGUUUGCUGCAAUUUCUCUGUGAAAGUUUGUGUAAGUUUUGGCUCCUUUUAAUGCCAGUUUGGUCAUCUUGUCUUGAGAGAUGAUGGACCAGGCACUGGGCAAAGACACUAAGUGAACCUAGAAGAAACGAACUGUAAGGCUAAUUUCAUUUAUUUUUAUUUGUACUCAUUUACAAAGAUUUAUUGCUAGUAAAUUAUUUAUUAAUUUGAUUGCGAUUAUGAAAUAAUGUAUCUUCGAAUCUCGGUUGGAUUGUUGUUAUUGAGAAGUUGUUAAUCGAGAGCUUGAAUUGCCAGGAUGAAGUUGGAAUUAUGAUCAGGAUUUAUAGAGCUAGAACUCCUAGUUUUCAGAUUGGAAUUAGUUUCAAAGAAGUUUGGGAUGAACUAAAUAUUAGUGCCAACUAACUGUUCAUUGUUUUAGAGAUGUGAGGUUGUUAUAUUUCGGGUAUAUAUGUUGAUACUUGGAUGGCCAAGUACUUGAGUGACUAUCUGAUUGACAGAACUAGGCAGGACUCAUUGAGCCUGACCGCAGGCUAUAGGUUUCUGACACCUCGUUUGCCAAGGACAGGUUGAAGUUUUCUGCCAGAGUAGAAUAUUUAGGUUUUAAGUAGUAGCGCCGCACAUUUCACGGAUUCAAGGAGCAUGCAGUAUUUGCUGUUAAUCGUAUCAUUUGAUUGAAUAUCGUAGAUUAAUCAUUGAUUUGAUGCUGGGGUUUUCGAUGGCGUUUUAUAAUUCUUUAUUUGUUCUUUAAUUCGUCUGAUGUUAAUUCUUAUAUGUUAAGAUUUUAUGUAUAAGUAUUGGGGUUUUUUUGCAAAUUGGGAAGAGGAAUUUCACUUUUAGUUGUUUUUGUUUUAAUUGUUUUAAUAUUAAUUGUAAAAAAUAAAAUAUCGAAAACUGAAUUGAAUUGAUGUGGCAACACAUGUUAUGUUGGAUUUAAGAGUACAUGUGUUGUAAGUAAGCUUAGUAACCAGUUUCUCACUUUUUGGGAUUUGAAUAUAACUUUCUGAGACUUUAAACCUUAUCAUAUUUUAGACGCAUUUCGAGAGUUUGAAAUUUACAUUUUGUUUUUAACUUUUUAACUUGAUUCAGAGAUUCUGCAUCACAUAUUUUAGUAAAAAAAAGUGAAAUUUUCAAUCUGGUACGUAUUUCACCUACCCUGAAGCUUGAAUUACUCGUUUUAAACAUACAUGUACGUUUAUUUUGGGUGAAUAUUUGAUUGCAGUUUAUUUAUGUGAAUGUAAAUACGAUUCUUUGGGUUGUUGUCAAUCAGAUUAUUUGAAGGAGAAAUUGA
Molecule: messenger RNA, 3680 nt
Organism: Patiria miniata (bat star)
Lineage: Eukaryota; Metazoa; Echinodermata; Asteroidea; Valvatida; Asterinidae
Product: caspase-8-like
Exons: 4
Coding region: 51-767 (238 amino acids)
Biological process (GO): proteolysis; apoptotic process
Cellular component (GO): cytoplasm
Source: RefSeq, a predicted model, not a curated record